This is a messenger RNA of Melitaea cinxia (Glanville fritillary), 1434 nucleotides long. Its product is annotated as acyl-CoA-binding domain-containing protein 5A. Gene Ontology annotation, biological process: fatty acid metabolic process. Bases 330 to 1196 code for a protein of 288 amino acids. Gene Ontology annotation, molecular function: fatty-acyl-CoA binding. NCBI's taxonomy places the organism in Eukaryota, Metazoa, Arthropoda, Insecta, Lepidoptera, Nymphalidae. The record is from RefSeq and is a predicted model, not a curated record. The transcript has 9 exons.
AAGUAAACCUUCGAUAGAGAUAGCACGUCACUAUCAUUUAUUUUAUAUCGCUUUUCGUUUUUUUAUAAUUCGACAAAAGGCCACGACAACUGCUCGGCUGUUUGGUGAAUGUAUAGUGUGUAGGUACUAUAUUUCGAAAAUUGUCAAAGUAGAAGUGAAGUGAUUAACUGAAGACGUCAGUUUGUUUCUAAUAUUAUAAUUGUUUUUUGAAUUGUGUUCAAUCGUGUACGCAUUAACAACAAAACUUUAAAUAUUAUGUAUUUAUUUAUAUAGGAAUAAAUCAGUGUUAUUCGAAGUCUAAAGUGCAAUAGUUUUAUUCUUGAAUUUGUAUGAGCGAAUCCGUGAAAAUGUCUACAGAAGAAAAAUUUAACGCUGCGGUCAAUGUUAUUAGGAAUUUACCAAAAAGUGGAUCAUACCAGCCUAGCAAUGAUAUGAUGCUAAAGUUCUACAGUUACUUCAAGCAAGCGACAGAGGGACCAUGCAAAAAGGACAAACCUGGCUUUUGGGACGUAGUCAAUAGAGCAAAAUGGGAGGCGUGGAAAAAAUUGGGUGACAUGCCGAAAGAAGAAGCGAUGCAGUCAUAUGUUAAUGAGUUACAUAAGAUAGUUGAAACGAUGUCCUACAACAGCGAAGUGGCGUCCUUCCUACUUGUCACGGACGACGAGCACGAUUUUCCGAGCGCUGAUUUACAGCUAGUGGCUGGUGAUAUACUCGCGAGGUGUAGGAGAGACUCGCAGACGGAGGCGGAUGCUGAUUCUCCUUCACGUUCUCGCUUAGGGAGCGGCACGUCCUCCCCCGUACACGACACGAGCCCGCAACGUCAACGACACGACUCCGACGACGAGUUCAUUGACACAGUCGACGACCACGUCGACGUGUUACACGAAAACACGAGAGAUACGGAGCCACUUCAAACUCUGCCUCCCCCUCGCCUCAGCAAUGGACACGCUCACCAGAUUAGCUCGCAACUUACACAUCUGAAGGUGCUGGAGCAACUACCAGGUGUUCUGGCAAGGUUGGAGGCCGAUGUGGCGGCGCUUAGGAAGGCUGUGGAGGGAGACCGAAGGAUACUGGACCAAGUGUCGCGCGGCUGGCGCUGGCCCUGGCAGGAGCUGAGCGCGCCCACCCUGCUGCUCAUAGCCGUGUGGCCCUUCGUCGCCUAUCGUAUUGCGGCGCGCCUGCGCAGGGACCGCUAGCGCUGUUCUACCAAGAUGCGGGUAAAGUUGUUUGAAGAUCGACAGAAAGUGAUUUUUACAAUUUUUACAUGUAUUAAUAUUCUCAAUGUAGCAACACUCGUUCUAUCAUCAAAACUGUUAUUCAAGAUUAGAUUUGAUCAUGUAAAAUAUUUCAUUUAUUAUGUAAUUGAGUGUUUUAAUGCGAGAAUUGUUAGUUUUUUUGUAUAAUUUCGGUUUAUAAAUAUAAGUUGGUAUAAUA